Molecule: messenger RNA, 3239 nt
Organism: Sciurus carolinensis (gray squirrel)
Lineage: Eukaryota; Metazoa; Chordata; Mammalia; Rodentia; Sciuridae
Gene: Nefm
Product: neurofilament medium chain
Exons: 3
Coding region: 43-2757 (904 amino acids)
Biological process (GO): neurofilament bundle assembly
Cellular component (GO): postsynaptic intermediate filament cytoskeleton; cytoplasm; intermediate filament
Molecular function (GO): structural constituent of cytoskeleton
Source: RefSeq, a predicted model, not a curated record
CGGCAGAGCGCUGUGACAGCCACACACCCCAAGGCCUCCAAGAUGAGCUACACGUUGGACUCGUUGGGCAACCCGUCCGCCUACCGGCGGGUAACCGAGACCCGCUCGAGCUUCAGCCGUGUCAGCGGCUCCCCGUCCAGCGGCUUCCGCUCGCAGUCGUGGUCCCGCGGUUCGCCCAGCACCGUGUCCUCCUCCUACAAGCGCAGCGCACUCGCCCCGCGCCUCGCCUACAGCUCGGCUAUGCUCAGCUCCGCCGAGAGCAGCCUCGACUUCAGCCAGUCCUCGUCCCUGCUCAACGGCGGUUCCGGGGGCGACUACAAGCUGUCCCGCUCCAACGAGAAGGAGCAACUGCAGGGGCUGAACGACCGCUUCGCCGGCUACAUCGAGAAAGUGCACUACUUGGAGCAGCAGAACAAGGAGAUCGAGGCGGAGAUCCAGGCACUGCGGCAGAAGCAGGCCUCGCACGCCCAGCUGGGCGACGCGUACGACCAGGAGAUCCGCGAGCUGCGCGCCACACUCGAGAUGGUGAACCACGAGAAGGCUCAGGUACAGCUGGAUUCCGACCACCUGGAGGAAGACAUCCACCGGCUCAAGGAGCGCUUCGAGGAGGAGGCACGGCUGCGCGACGACACCGAGGCGGCCAUCCGAGCGCUACGCAAAGACAUCGAGGAGUCGUCGCUGGUCAAGGUAGAGCUGGACAAGAAGGUGCAGUCGUUGCAGGAUGAGGUGGCCUUCCUGCGCAGCAAUCAUGAGGAGGAGGUGGCAGACCUGCUGGCUCAGAUCCAGGCGUCGCACAUCACCGUGGAGCGCAAAGACUACCUGAAGACAGAUAUCUCGACGGCGCUGAAGGAGAUCCGCUCCCAGCUCGAGUGCCACUCCGAUCAGAACAUGCACCAGGCCGAAGAGUGGUUUAAAUGUCGCUACGCCAAGCUCACCGAGGCGGCCGAGCAGAACAAGGAGGCCAUCCGCUCCGCCAAGGAAGAGAUCGCCGAGUACCGGCGACAGUUGCAGUCAAAGAGCAUCGAGCUGGAGUCUGUGCGCGGCACCAAGGAGUCCCUGGAGCGGCAGCUCAGCGAUAUAGAGGAGCGCCACAAUCACGACCUCAGCAGCUACCAGGACACCAUCCAGCAGUUGGAAAAUGAGCUUCGGGGAACAAAAUGGGAAAUGGCUCGUCAUUUGCGGGAAUACCAGGAUCUCCUCAACGUCAAGAUGGCCCUGGAUAUCGAAAUCGCAGCGUACAGAAAACUCCUGGAGGGCGAAGAGACCAGAUUUAGCACAUUUUCAGGAAGCAUCACCGGGCCUCUGUAUACGCACCGGCAGCCCUCAGUCACAAUAUCCAGUAAGAUUCAGAAAACCAAAGUGGAGGCUCCCAAGUUAAAGGUCCAACACAAAUUUGUAGAGGAGAUCAUCGAGGAAACCAAAGUGGAGGAUGAAAAGUCCGAAAUGGAAGACACCCUGACGGCCAUCGCAGAGGAAUUGGCAGUUUCUGCGAAGGAAGAGGAGAAGGAGGAAGAGGCGGAAGAAAAGGAAGAGGAGCAAGAAGCCGAAGAAGAAGUGACACCUGCCAAAAAGUCUCCGGUGAAGGCCACCGCCCCAGAAAUCAAAGGAGAGGAAGAAGGGGAAAAGGAGGAAGAAGAAGGUCAAGAGGAGGAGGAAGAGGAAGAAGACGAGGGUGCUAAGUCCGACCAAGCUGAAGAGGGAGGAUCUGAGAAGGAAGGCUCUAGCGAAAAAGAUGAAGGUGAGCAGGAAGAAGAAGGGGAAACAGAGGCAGAAGGUGAAGGAGAGGAAGCUGAAGCCAAGGAGGAAAAGGCUGAAGAAGUGGGUGCCAAAGAGGAGCUGACCGCAGAAGCCAAGGUGGGAAAGCCAGAGAAAGCCAAGUCCCCAGCACCCAAAUCUCCAGUGGAAGAGGUGAAGCCAAAGGCAGAAGCCGCAGUGGGCAAAGGUGAGCAGAAAGAGGAAGACCAGAAAGUCGAGGAAGACAAGAAAAAGGUGGCCAAGGAAGCUCCCAAGGAAGAGAAGGUCGAGAAAAAGGAGGAGAAGCCCAAAGAUGUGCCGGAAAAGAAGAAAGCUGAAUCCCCAGGGAAGGAGAAAGCUGAAUCCCCAGGGAAGGAGAAAGCUGAAUCCCCAGCCAAGGAGAAAGCUGAAUCCCCAGCCAAGGAGAAAGCUGAAUCCCCAGCCAAGGAGAAAGCUGAAUCCCCAGCCAAGGAGAAAGCUGAAUCCCCAGCCAAGGAGAAAGCCGCAGAGGAGGUGAUUACCACCAGCAAAACAGCCAAGGUGAGCUUGGAGAAAGAUGCCAAAGAAGAGAAGCCUCAGCAGGAGAAGGAGAAGGAGAAAGUGGAGGAGGAGGGAGGAAUUGAGGAGGAAGGGGGUGACCAGGGUGCAAAGGAAUCCAGGAAGGAAGACAUAGCUGUCAACGGGGAGGUGGAAGGAAAAGAGGAGGAGGAGCAGGAAACUAAGGAGAAAGGCAGCGGGAGGGAAGAGGAGAAAGGCGUGGUCACUAACGGGCUAGACUUGAGCCCAGCAGAUGAAAAGAAGGGGGAUGACAGAAGUGAGGAGAAAGUGGUGGUGACCAAAAAGAUAGAAAAAAUCACCAGUGAGGGGGGCGAUGGUGCUACCAAAUACAUCACUAAAUCCGUAACCGUCACUCAAAAGGUCGAAGAGCAUGAAGAGACCUUUGAGGAGAAACUAGUGUCAACUAAAAAGGUAGAAAAAGUCACUUCACACGCCAUAGUAAAGGAAGUCACCCAGAGUGACUAAGAUGUGAGUCCAUUGCAAAAGGUUAAGCCAUAUGACAAUUUCCAAAUGCAUGUGAUUGACAGCUUCAAAACAGAACGGGUUCUCCCAUGGGGGCUCCAGACAUUGUAUUUUACUUUGUGCAAUAUGAGGGAACUGCAUGCAAGCUCAGGGUGCUCCCUCCUCAGUCUUUGGGGGAUUCAAAUGCAUGAUAUUGUAUGUACCUGGGGAAUUUGCCAGUUUCCCAAGCUGUUGGAAGGGGGGCGCUCAGGGGGGGAUGUCUUGAGAUGUAUUAUGCAAAGUACCAACUGAGCCAAAAAUAAAUGAAACACAGAACUCUCUUAGCCUUAAGAAAGCUAUAUAUGAAUAAUUAUGUUUACCUCACUGGUGCAUUUAAAAUGGACUUUUGUUCAUGGGAGAACCUCGCUACCAUGCACAGUUUGCAACCUUAUGUUGAUCGAUGUUAAAUGUCACAGCAGUACUUGCUCAAUAAAGGUCAUAUUGGA